CGCGAGCCCUCGUAUGCAAAGUCCGCAUACCAGGAGCAGGGGUUUCGCCGUUGGUGGACAUGACCUAGGCAAAGUAGCCGAUAAAAGGACGAUACGAUACGUACGGAUAAACCAAUGCUUUUAGCACCUGCAUCUCACCAUUCGCAUUCGGAGACAUCGCCGUUGCAACGCAGGGUGGGCGGAAUCCCCGCAUCCAUCAAUCGAUAUCUUUCUCUUGCCACUAGUAGUUUGGCGUCCUGUUUCACAAGCCCAGGUCGUGUGUUCCCCACGGGCUCUGGGAACUGCUACUAUCUUAUUGCUGCAUGACACCGCGCAGUCCUCACCGUCGAGCCUGGGUCAACAUGGACGACUUGUCGCACACGCAAACGCGCGACACGAUGCUAAAGGAUCCUAACUUCUCCGCUGAGGACUUCGAGUACGACUCUGCGCCCGGCGCAUCCCGGUACAGAGAUGGCCCUACUAGAGGCGAGGUUGUCGAUUUAGACUCAGAGGGCGAGGUGCGCAGGCGCUGGCAGACGCCGUGGGGAAAGAGCUUUAGGACUCGCAGGCACAGACGGAGUUACAGUCAUGAGCACUACAAGGUGUAUAAGAGACGGUGGAUUGGGUUGGCGCAGCUGGUACUGCUGAAUAUAGUCAUCAGUUGGGACUGGCUGACAUUUGCACCCAUUUCUACUACUUCAGCACUCUACUUCGGUGUACCGGAGUCGACUAUCAACUGGCUCUCUACCGCUUUUCUUCUCUCCUUCGCCGUCUCAUGCCCUUUCACCAUCUACCUCUUGCAUCGCGGCCCCAAACCGGCCAUCAUCGCCGCCUCUGUCUUGCUUCUAGCGGGUAACUGGAUCAGGUAUGCGGGCACGGUGGCAAAUGGCGGCAUGUUCGGGGUCGUCAUGGUAGGCCAGAUUCUAACGGGUCUGGCGCAACCGUUUGUGUUGGCGGCACCAACACGAUACAGCGACAUGUGGUUUACCGAGUCCGGACGAGUGGGAGCCACGGCGUUGGCAAGCAUGGCGAAUCCCCUCGGUGGAGCCGUCGCAUCCCUCGUAAACCCAGAACUAGGUUCCCUCCCCACCACCGUCCUCAUAGUCUCCAUCGUCGCCUCUGUAGCAUGCAUCCCCUCCCUCUUCAUCCCCGCCGCACCCCCCACUCCCCCCACCGCCUCCUCCACCGUCGCCAAAACCCCCAUCGUAGAUUCCCUCCGCCUCAUGCUCCGCACCCCCGCCUUCUACAUUGUCUUCCUCACCUUCGGCGUCUACGUCGGCCUCUUCAACGCCUUCUCCAGCCUCAUGAACCAAAUCCUGUAUCCAUACGGCUACUCCGAGGACGAAGCCGGCAUCUGCGGCGCCGUCCUCAUCAUAACGGGUCUCGUCGCUUGUGCGAUUGUCAGUCCCAUUGUAGAUCGCACGCAUGCCUACCUGAGCGCCGUCAGGAUCUUAACCCCGCUCGUUGCAAUUGCGUACCUAGCAUUCAUCUGGGCGCCGCAAACGCGCACAAUUGCCGCGCCAUAUAUCCUUAGUGCUGCCCUGGGCGCAGCCUCGUUUUCUCUGCUCCCUGUUGCGCUUGAGUUCCUCGUUGAAAUCACAUUUCCUGCGAGUCCAGAAGUUAGUUCCACGAUCUGCUGGGUUGGUGGCCAGAUCAUCGGGGCUGUCAUCAUUAUUGUUAUGGAUGCGUUGAAGGAUUCACGGCCGGUGGAUUUGGAGCUGGUGAGGAAGCUGGGGAGGGGGACACAGGGGUCGGUUGGGGAUAGGCCGCCCGGGAAUAUGUUCAAUGCGCUUGUUUUUCAGGCGGUGCUUGCGUUGGCGGUUUUGCCGCUGCCGCUCGCGCUUGGGUGGAAGAGAGUUGGGUUGGGGGUUACUGAGGGUAGGUUGUCGAGGGAUGUGGAUGGGGAUGUGGUGGAGGAUCAGCGUGCGUAGGUAGUAUGGAGGCUUGUUCAACUCGUGAUCCUGAGCACGAUAACGAUGAUGAUGAUAAUGGGUCAUUCUCUUCAUAGGGCCUUGUACGUGUCAGCGAGUCUGUGCCAUAGAAUCAUGGAGGAAAGCGAGAAUCGGGGUUUUCUUGUGUUGUGCCCGAGUCUCCUUAUUUAAUCCUUUCUGAUAUGCCAAUCAUUAUCCGUAGAUAUCAGCACUACAGAUCUGUUGCCGGAUUUCUCAGUCAAUCAGUAGAAC
Bipolaris sorokiniana ND90Pr is the source of this 2162-nucleotide messenger RNA. RefSeq lists its product as uncharacterized. Lineage: Eukaryota; Fungi; Ascomycota; Dothideomycetes; Pleosporales; Pleosporaceae. Gene Ontology annotation, biological process: transmembrane transport. Gene Ontology annotation, molecular function: transmembrane transporter activity. Bases 342 to 1910 code for a protein of 522 amino acids. Gene Ontology annotation, cellular component: membrane. The transcript has 3 exons. The record is from RefSeq and is a predicted model, not a curated record.